UCAGUUCCCUGAUUACUGACUGCAGAGAGGGAGAAAGUGGAGGAAGCAGCUGCUGGCGAGAGGGGCUCACAGGGCAGGGAGAUGAGUGAGGCCGGGUGACUGCUCCCCACAUACAGGACUUGGGACAUAACUGCUGAGAAUUACACGUUAGAGGACACAGAGAGAACUGCCAAAGGGAUCCCCGGCCCCCGGGAGAGGAUAUGAGAAAGUAGUAGACUUGGGAGCAGGACAGAUGCGGCCGUGGCAUAGACUGGACGUGGUUCCCCGGUGUACCCCAUAACCCCGGCCUCUCACAGAAUGCAUCUUCUGAUCCGACGCUCUUUUAGGAGUGCCUGGCGUGUGCAGCGAAGGGGGCGGGAAUGAAUAACGGAGAAGUCUUCACGCCGGGGGGUGACAGCGGGCCCUUCAUGAUGCGGGGCCACAAGCAGCGCUGCAUGUCGGCUGUGGAGCCGCACACUCCUAGCGACGUGGACCUGCAGGACGAGGAGCAGGACAGGUUUCUGGGGGUCCCGCUGAGGAGGUACUGCAACCUGCGCUCCUCCGUCCACGUCCGGGACUCUUUCCGCAGACACAGCUGGGAGCCGGGCAAGAGACUCCAAGAGGAAGAGUCCAACUAUGACCAGCUGAGCCUCAGCCUGAAAGGCCUGGACCCUGAGGAGAUAGAGGAGAGUAUGGGGUACAGGAGAGACCCGCGUCGGACCCCCAUUAUCCGCAGCACCGAUGAGUUGGAGAAUUUGCUGUCACAUCGAGGGGAGGACCUGGAGGUGACACAAGAGGAGCACGCCAAGAGACUCCAGGCUUACCUCUCCUCCCAGAACUACCUGUAUAACCCACUGUCCAAGUCCGUCUCCAUGACCGGCAUCGACCACUGCUACCCUGAUGAUGCGUCUCUCUACUCGAACGGAAGACACCUGAGCAACGGGUUGAGCGCUGUGAGCUGUGGCGAGAUCGAUACGCUGGAAACGGAUGAGAAGGAGAACAGGAACAGAGAGGAGACCCCGUUCGAGAGGACCCUGAGCUUCAUCAAGAAGAUGGCCGGGGGGAAGAGUAAGAAUAAAGAGAAGGAGAAGAUGAAGGAACGAGAGAAGGAUGGCAAAGAUAAGGACACCCGGUACACCAACGGGCACCUGUUCACCACCAUCACCGUGUCUGGCACAACUAUGUGUUUCAUGUGUAGCAAGAGCAUCACCGCUAAGGAGGCGCUAAUCUGUCCCACCUGCAGUGUUACCAUACACAACCGUUGCAAGGACGCCCUGCCCAGCUGCACUAAGGUGAAGCAGAAGCAACAGAAAGCCGCUUUUCUGAAGAAUAGUUCUGCGCUACAGAAUGUGUCCUUGCGGAAUAAAACCACUACAUUGAGGGAAAGACCCAACUCUGCAAUCUACCCUUCCGACAGCCUCCGGCAUUCACUGCUGGGCUCCCGCCGGGGGCGGCCAUCUUUGUCUCUCUCCAAAAGUGUCUCCACAACAAACAUUGCAGGUAAUUUGAACGAUGAAAGUCCACUGGGAAUACGCAGGAUCUUAUCUCAGUCCACGGACUCGCUCAACAUGAGGAACAGAACACUAUCCGUGGAGUCACUUAUCGAUGAAGGUGCUGAAGUCAUCUAUAGCCAACUGAUGAGCGAUUUUGCUACGGAUGAGAAGGAGUUUGAGGCAGAUUCAUGGAGCUUGGCGGUGGACAAUAACUAUCUACAACAGCACAAGAAGGAUGUGAUGAAACGGCAGGAUGUUAUAUAUGAGCUAAUCCAGACAGAGGUCCACCACGUUCGCACACUGAAGAUCAUGACGAACAUGUUCCGGAAGGGGAUGAUCGAGGACCUUCAGAUGGACCCUGCUCUGGUCCAGAAGAUGUUCCCGUGCGUGGAUGAGCUCAGUGACAUUCAUAUCCGCUUCCUCAUCCAGCUCCUGGAGAGGCGCAAGGACUCGCUGGCUGGUGACAGCAACAAGAACUUUGUCAUUAACAAGUUGGGUGAUAUCCUCAUCAACCAGUUUUCAGGGACCAACGCAGAACACAUGAAGAAAACCUACACAGAGUUCUGCAGCCAGCACCAGAAGGCGGUGAAACUCUACAAGGAGCUGUUCUCCCGAGACAAGAAGUUCCAGCAGCUGAUACGAAAAAUGACUCGCUCUCAGCUGCUCCGGAGGCAUGGCGUGCCGGAGUGUAUUCUACUUGUCACCCAGAGGAUUACAAAGUACCCAGUCCUCAUCGACCGGAUACUGCAGAACUCCAAAGGUGAUGAGGAGGAGUAUCAAGAUCUGGCCGCCUCUCUGACACUUGUGAAGGAACUCAUCUCAACCAUCGACCAGGAAGUCUACAACUACGAGAAGAACCUACGCCUGCAGGAGGUAUACCAUCGGGUGGACAGCAAAUCCGCUGCCAUGGUGCAGGGAGAUUAUUGCUUCGGCAAGGAAGAGUUGCUGCGACGGAAGCUAAUUCAUGAAGGUUCCCUCUUGUGGAAGACCGCCGCCGGCCGUUUCAAAGAUGUCAUCAUGCUGCUAAUGACGGACGUCCUCGUUCUGCUUCAAGAAAAGGACCAAAAAUAUUGCUUCCCAAACCUGGACAAAUCUGCUGUGAUCUCCUUGCCAAACCUCAUUGUGCGUGACAUCGCCAACCAGGAGAAAGGAAUGUUCUUAAUCAGCGCCAAGCCUCCUGAGAUGUACGAGGUCCAUGCUGCCUCUCGGGAAGAGAGGAACACUUGGAUGAAGAUUAUUUCACAGUCUGUACGGGUAUGUCCCAAACGAGAAGAAUUCCCAUUGAUAGAGACUGAAGUGGAGGCCAAACUGAGGAAAUUAAAAGAGGUCAUACAGCAACGAGAUAGAGAAGUGGCUGAGAUCUUGGAAGAGAAGGUGACCCUCUUCACCAAGGUGCUUCACCUGCAGGCCGGGGAAGACAUCCCAGUGACGGGCAACACUCGCAAGCUCUUCCGAACAGAGUCCACAGACAGCUAUCGGGGCGAGAAGCUCAUCAAUGAGGCCAUCAGAGAAGUGGAAGCCUUAAAAGAUGCGGUUCUUGCGAUAGGAUCCGAGCAACCGCUGACGAAGGGCCAGCACCAUACUCAUCCUGCACAUGGCGACUCUGGCAGUGUCAAUGGAUCCCUAGACUCUGGCAAGGACGAGGAUCCGAGUCAAAAGGACCGGAAUGGAAACCAGCUGCAGAACAAGAGCCCACAAGAGGAGGCCCUGCAGAGAAUUACCAGUAUAUACAGCUUAUUACAUGGGCUGCAGGCUGUGGUUGCACAACAGGACAGUCUUCUGAGUCUCCAGAUCCCAGAGAGCAACGAAAAGAAGGAGGGCCUCUGCCGCACAAACUCCCGUGACCUGUCUGUGGCUGAGCCCUUGUCCAAGAGCAUAGAAAAGAGCGGGACGGAGCUGACCCUGCUGCAGCGCCAGCACACCCUGUUGCAGGAGGAGUUACGUCGCUGUCGCCGGCAGUGUGAGGAGCGAGCGCAGGAGUCUGGGACGCUAGAGGCCAAACUGAGGGAAAGUGAGCAGGUUAGGAGCCAGCUGGAGCGAGAGCUGGAAGAAGGGAAGAGACAGGUGGCCCUCCUGCAGCGGGAACAUGGCAGUUGUGCGGUAGAGACUAGCAGGAAUCUCCGGGGACUGGACCCCAGAAGACGUAGCCUGCCGGCUGGAGAUGCCCUGUACCAAACCUUUACUCCUCCCCAGAUAAACCAUGACCAACGCUCGCCCACCGUCACUGACAGCUCCAUACCCAUCAUCACAUUCCAGGAAGAUACCGAACUCAAAGACGACUUCAGCGACCUCACCGAACUGGAGAGACUGCCAGAGACUGCCGACACAGAAUCUUCUGAAGAAGAGGGCGGGGGUCCACCAGCUUCACCAUCAAGCACGCGGGAGUUCCAGAGAAUGCAGGACAUUCCGGAGGAGGCCGAGAGCAUGCACGAGCUGAGAGACGUGGGGACGGGCUCUUCGGAUAGUUGAGGAAGGCCGCGCUGCGUUACAGCAUGACUCCCGCUGCGAGCGCAGGAUGGACGCGCUGCUCCUGGCCUGGAACCCCAGGGAGCAGUGAGAUACAAGUGACUGUACGCGGAAGAGAGAAACCGGCUCAAUUCCGCUUCUUAUUUGUCAUACCGUGUCACGGCUUCUGAUAUAGCUGCAUGCGACUGUUAGCUGGAGGCACCAUAUACACUGCUGGGAUGUGUGGGAAGGGCGAUUAUCAAGACCCUUAUUCGUAAACACAGCGUUAGAAAUGUACGAAUCUGAUCCGUGGACAGCGUUUGUGAAUCGGUCUAGGCUGGCAAAUUUGCGUUGACACUAAUUGUUGGAAGCUGCAGUGGUUGGACUGCCCCCUGGUGGUCAUUGACCGUUGCUGUAUUUGAUAACACAGUUUUGUUACUAGGGAAUGCUAAAACUGUGACAGGGUAUGCUGGGAUGUGUAGUUACACAGCAGCUGGAGGGCCGCAUGUAGAACAACCCUGCUUUUAAGAACCUGGAGAUUCACAUGCGCCAGGUUGGUCGCGUCACACGCUGGCCUCCUCAUCGUAGGAUCACAUUUUUUUUCCUGUUCACACCAGGGGGCGAUCCAACCGCUUUGUCCUUUGGUAUUAAGUUUGUGUUUAUCGUCUCUCAUUGGCUUCAGCCAAAUGCCCCCUUUUUUAUUUGAUGGUCGUGGUUCUACAAAUGGCGCUAGACAUUCGGAAAUACAGCGUCUAGGUUUUCCCAUUCAAAGUAACGUUGGCAACGCAGUUUUUGUGAAUAAGGCUCUAACCAGUGUCAUUAGAAAGGUCUUGCAGUGCGGUCUGCUGUACUGAUCUCCAGUUAUAGAUCUUUUUGUUGUCCCUGGAAAAAGAAUGGGGACAGACUGAGAUGUAAUCUGCAAGUUUCUGCUAAGGUGGUGGUUCUCUAGCUGCUGUGGCACUGCAAGUACCAGCAUGUCAUAUCCUUGAAGCUGGCACUGUCACUUGUGGAGGGCAUGGUGGAACUUGUAGUACACCAGCAGCUGGAGAUAAUAGCUGUUUUAAAUUACAAACUUCAAUUUAUGCAUUUUUGGCACCACCUUGUGGCCAAACAAUAAUAUUGCAGGCCACGCAGAACUAACUGGAAUUUACUUAAUGUAUAUACUUUAUUUUUCAACAGUUUCACUUGUACAAUGUACAUAUAGAAUUGCAAAAAGCUUUCUUAUGACUUGAAGUCAUUUUUGCAUGAUGGUUGCACUUUAAAACAUCUGGUCUUAUACCAAAGUAUCAACGUUAAAAUGGAAAGAUGAAGCGAUCUCCUGAACCACUACCUUAAUUUACCAAACGAUGAGAGGAUGGGUCAAAGCCUGCAAUGAGGAACACAUUGCUUAAAUACUAAUCGGACGUUCUUAAUUUUACAAAGCACAAAUGAUGAUAAUUUAUUCAAAUUUUAUUUUUAUUUUUUUUAACCAAAAUCCAAUUAAUAUUUUUUAAUGAACUGAAGGGACUUUAGCAAAAAUAGAUCGAGCUUCCAGCUGUCUAAUCCCAACAUCCAUGAACGGGCGUGUAUUUCUGCCACAGAUUUCUGUAAGACGGGUAUUCCCUCCGCCUGCCUAGAUGUCCUUAUUGUUUUUUUAUUAUUAUUUAUUUUAAUGCAAUCACUGUUUUUAAGUUAUUGUUUCAAACAUCCGCACAGGAGCGAGAAGGAGCUUUGCCCCAUCUUGGUCACACACAACAGACGGCCGAUCUCCGCCAUGCCACGGGACGGUUGGAUCGUUUAAGAAUGCUUUGAGCAGGAAGCCAGGCGCCACGUGCCAUUAAUUUAAGAAGCGUGUCACCAAAUCUUGUGUAGCGACCCCAGCGAGAAUCCAUUUCUCCCAAGUACUCUCCGGUCACAAAAUCUCUUUUUGUUGUGGCCCUUUCCAGCAGCCUUUGGGUGCCUAUGAAUCUGGUAGUAUCAUUACUGGUUUCUGUUUACUUCAGCAGAAUGGGGAAAAAAUAUCUGAGUUACAAUGCCCACGAGGGACGUUUCAGGCCGUCGUGGGGCAAACACGCUAACCACGGGGGGCCAAUGCUCAGUAACAGGCGCAUCAUGUGUGUUAAACCCUGCAAAGCUGCUUCAUACUAACGGGAAACCUAAUAUUCCACACAUUCCCCCCUACCCGAAUACUAUUUAUAUUUUGUACGGACCGAUCUCAUGUAAAUAGUUUUAUUUGAUUAUCGUGGCUAUAUUUUUAUUUCAGAAAAUGAAAAAAAAAAAAUGCAUUUGCUUAUUUUAUGCUUCCAAAUCUUCAUUUUUUUUUUAUCUGUAGAAAUCUUUGCGCUUUCGUUUUAUUUUAUAACGAGAUCUCCAUGAAGCAGAGGAUCUCUAGGUGGAUUAUGUCCGAUUUUAAAGAAGAAAACAAAAUUAACGAUCGGCAUAGAAUCCCGUGCACUCUGUAGGUACCGUCUGCCCCUGAGUGCUAGCCAUUGGGUAUCGUUUAAAUCAAGACCAAUCAAUGGAACAAAUAUUGCCAAAAGGAACCGGUUUAUAACCAGCGGCAGCUGCUGAAUUUUUAAAGAAAGUUAAAAAAAAAAAAAAUUGGGGAAAAAAAGUAACACAGAUAUGUGUAGGUGUGUAUAUAUAUAAAUAAUAGUUUUGUAAAUAGCCUGACUUAAUAAUGUAUGAAAUUCAAGUCAUGUUUUGUUCUGAUAGAAAUACACAACGACAACAACAAAAAAAUUGGAAAAAAAGGAUAUUUUUUGCUUUGAUGGUCAAUAAAAUUGUAUUCAUACUGAA
Molecule: messenger RNA, 6695 nt
Organism: Pseudophryne corroboree (corroboree frog)
Lineage: Eukaryota; Metazoa; Chordata; Amphibia; Anura; Myobatrachidae
Gene: ARHGEF2
Product: Rho/Rac guanine nucleotide exchange factor 2
Exons: 28
Coding region: 360-3941 (1193 amino acids)
Biological process (GO): regulation of Rho protein signal transduction; positive regulation of neuron differentiation; cell morphogenesis
Cellular component (GO): ruffle membrane; cytoskeleton
Molecular function (GO): microtubule binding; guanyl-nucleotide exchange factor activity
Source: RefSeq, a predicted model, not a curated record